CUAAAUACUGAAGGAUUUAAGAGGGUCAAGUCAGACUUAACUGUUAACAGGUUCUCUCGACACUGAAGUUAAAAGAUCCACUGCAGCUCUGGGGUGAAGGCUUCUUUGAGGGAAAGUGAUAAUUAAGCAAAAUGAAAAUCAUUGGGGCUGUUGCCAUUGUUUGCUUUCUGGAUUUCUGUGGCUCUGUUCCAGAUGAUUGUCAGGCAGAGAAAGAAAGGCUGCAAUCUCAGGUGAGAACUCUAGAAGACAAAAUUCUAAAGCAACAAGCUGAAAUUGACCAGAUCCGAAGCGAUAAGACAAAUCAGAUACCUGGAGCAGAAACCACCGACAGCUUCAUUGAUCUUGGAGGCAGAGCACAGUUUACAGACUGUUCUCAGAUUUUCAAUGAAGGGAAUACAAAAAGUGGAUUUUACAAGAUUCGGCCUUUCCAGUCAACAACUGACUUCACUGUGUAUUGUGAUAUGACGGAAGGAGGAGGAUGGACAGUCAUCCAGCGACGAGCCGAUGGCUCUGAGAGGUUUGAUAGGUCCUGGAAUGAAUAUAAGGAAGGCUUCGGAAAUCAGCGCAGUACCCGAGGUGAAUUCUGGUUAGGAAAUGAAAAACUGCACCAUCUAACAAAGCAAAGAAAUUACAACCUGAGAAUUAAUCUGGCGGAUUUUGAAGGAGAGCAGCGGUAUGCUGUUUAUAGUGAUUUUAAAGUUGGAGAUGAAAAGAGUUCCUACCAGCUAACUUUUGGAUCUUACUCCGGCACAGCAGGAGAUUCCCUUUCUGGAAGUUUUCAUCCAGAGGUCCAGUGGUGGGCAAGUCACAAUGGAAUGAAAUUCAGCACUUACGACAGGGACAAUGACCGCUAUGAAGGCAACUGUGCUAAGGAGGAUACAUCUGGCUGGUGGUUUAAUAGAUGUCACUCUGCCAAUCUAAAUGGCUACUACUACAAUGGGCCCUAUGCUGCAAAGACAGACAAUGGAGUCGUUUGGUACACAUGGCAUGGAUGGUGGUACUCCAUUAAGUCGGUCGUUAUGAAGAUAAGGCCAGCAGAAUUUGAAUCAAAGGCCUAAACAUGACCGUGAUGGACAGUAACAACUUAACACAAGCAAGUGACAUUCUACAAGUCUGCACUCAACCUUGGUGGUGGAACUGAAAAGCCGAAACAUGAUUAAUGUACACUUAUAUCUGUGAAAAAAAUGAUAAAGGUGAACUUAUGUCUUUGCAUUAUUAUCAGCUGAUUUAACUAUAUGAAAUCAGUAUUUAAUAUCUGUUAAAAGAAUACGGCAAGAUUAUGGAAAAAUGUAUAAUGUAGCAAAAUUAUCAUUUUUUCUCCAUGUCCAUUUUCCAAAUGUUUAAUCAGUGUUAACAAGAAAAUAAAGUUAUUACUGUUCAGCAUUA
Polypterus senegalus (gray bichir) is the source of this 1386-nucleotide messenger RNA. RefSeq names its product fibrinogen-like 1 (gene fgl1). The transcript is spliced from 8 exons. Bases 132 to 1058 code for a protein of 308 amino acids. Gene Ontology annotation, biological process: negative regulation of T cell activation; regulation of immune response. The record is from RefSeq and is a predicted model, not a curated record. Lineage: Eukaryota; Metazoa; Chordata; Cladistia; Polypteriformes; Polypteridae.